UGAGCACUUCCAAGUAGGGAGCAUUGCUGGUGUUUGCGUUUGCGUAGCAAAAUUAUUUCGUUUCUGUAAAUUACUAAAUUAUUGAUCGAGUUGAAUAAUAUUAUUUUAUUGAGUUUUACAGCUUCUUGUCUACACAUUUAUUAUACAGUUAAGCUUCACAUUUCAUCAUUAUACUACAUCAUUUAUUAUUAAAUAAGUAAUUUUUUUUCUGUUAAACAUCUAGGCGAAGUAACCUAACUUAAAAACAACACCCAUCUAUUAUAUCUAAUAUUUAUUAUUUUUUGUGGCAAUGGGUCUGUGUAAAUGUCCAAAACGUAAAACUACUAGCCAUUUUUGUUUUAAGCAUUGUGUUAAUGUUUGUGAACAUUGUAUUAUCAAUAAUCAUUCAACGGUAAUUAUGACUUCUAUUAAAACAUUAAUUUAUUGUUCAGAAAUUUAACACUUUAUAAUUUAAAUUUUUCUUUAGUGUGUUGUUAAAACUUAUACCACAUGGUUAAAAGAAGCUAGUAGUGUUUCUUCGUCAUCAGUUUCAGCUUCUGCCGUAUGUGCUGUUUGUCAACAAAUUUUAAUUCCAAAAGAAACUGAACAUCCAAUGACGACUGGGAUGAAUAGUCCCAGGAGUUAUCCAAAAACUUCCAUUCGUCUUUUAUGCUAUCGUAUGUAUCUAUAUAAUUUCUAUGAAUAGUAAUUUGUUUUAAAUUUCAAGUUGAUAUGCUUAAUUUACAUAAAUUCAACUUCCCAUACUACUGUAUAAAUAUACUUUAUUGUAUAAUAGUAAACAUAAAUUCAUGUCACUGAUGAAUUACAAUAAUACAUUUUUUUUUUUUUAUUUAAGCCAUUUUAGCUUAUUUUAACCAUUAAGUACAUCAUAAAUGUUAUGAUUUUACUCUAUAAUUUAAUACUAAUAAAUAUCACAAAAAAAAAAAUAUAAAAUGUAUAAAUUAAUACUACAAUGAUGUGCUAGAAUACACUUUAUCACGCUCCUCACAAAUUUAAUUUAAUUUUUUUUUUAACACUGAUUUAGAAACUGUUUAAAUAUUUUCACGGGAACCAUUAUUAAAGAAGUUUUUCCAAAAAAAAACUUUGAAUUUUCAAAUUCCAUGUUUACUAAUAAAAUUUUUAAGGUUUUUUUGACGCCGAAGAUUAUGAUGCAAUCAAAGUUUUUUAUUUAUAAAUAUUUUAGAAGUUAUAGCAAUAAAUGUUCUAAGAUUAUCAGCCCAAAUGAACAUUACGAGGGAGUGACCUCGCCAAAUCUUUAGGUAUACACAAAAUGCAUUUGUUUUUUCUCUUGUACCUACCCGACGUGAUUUUGCACAACAAAUCUAUGUUAUUUUUAAUUAAAACUGUACAAAGUUUUAAAGAUUUUUUACUUUAAUUGCUUUAAUAUAAUAAUGGUUCUAACAAAUUACUGUUAAUAUUUUCAAAAUAGGUGACCAAACGAACAUCUUUUAGAAAAAAAAUUUUAAAAUACAGAUUUUUGAAAAUUUAAAAUGUCUAAAAAGUUUUUUUUGUCAUAAUUUCUUUAAUAAUGGUUUCUACGAAAAAUUCAAACAGUUUUAAAAUCAGUGUUCAUAAAAACAUAUUAGAGAAAAAAAUUUGUGAGGAAUGUGGUAAAGUGCAUUUGAUCCCAAUAAAGAUUAACAUAAAUAAAUAAUUUAUAGGUAUCUACUUGAAUAUUAACUGAUAUUUAAUAAUAAAACCUAAUUUAUAAAUGAUUUAAAAAAUAUUUAAUUAUUUAUGUCUACUGUUAUUAUUUACAGAUGCAGUUCAUGUACAUUGUUUGUCUGUUUAUGUAAAAAAGCAAUUAAAAGAAGGUAACAUUUUAAAAUGUCCUUCAUGUACACGAUCUUUAUGGUUUCAAAAUACUGAAUCAGAUUUAUUCAACACUACAGAAGUCGAUUAUAAUGAAUUGCCACCUGUUGCAUUAGCCCUGUAUAAACAUUUAUUAAAUUAUGGUGAAUGGUGGGGUAAGAGUAUAAUCACAAAUGAAAAAGUAUGUUAUAUAAAUGCCUAUGUUAAAUAUUAUUAUGUUGUUAUUUGUUUAAUACAGAAAUAUUAAUAACUUAUGUAUUUCGAAGGUGGAAGACAUUGAAAAAUAUUUUCUUCAAGACGAUGAAAAUGUUUCUGAUAGAAAAACACAAAAAUUGUUUGAGAGUCAGCCAAUAUUAGAAACUGACCAACAGUUUAAUGCUAUCUCAAAUAAUACAUCUCCAUUGACAUUACCUCAAACUGCUGUUGUAUCAUCAAAUAGUAAUCAGCCAAUCUAUCAUAGGCAUUUCAAUAGUAAUAAUUAUGGUAUAUGAUUUUAUUUAAAACUAAAUAUGGAAUUUGUCAGUAUUUGAUAUUUGCAAUCUCUAUUGUUAAGCUAUAAUUUUCAAAAUCUUUGUAUUAGAUGAAAAAUAAGAACUCUAAAUUAAGAAUAUUCAUGAGUAGUAGUAUUCAAUUUUGUUAGAAACAAUAUGAUAAUUUUUUUAAAUUUUAUUACAUACAAUCUAAAUAAUUUUACAAUAAGCAUUUUUGAGGAUUUAUGUAUAUUGGCUUGAUAAAGCAAUAUGAUACUUGAAAUAUUUUAAAGAAAUAUUUUUUUAAUAUUAUAUUUGAUAAUUAUUAUUUAUUGAUUUGGUUUUUAGCAGUAAAUGCAACAUGAUUGUUAAAAGGUCUGAUGAGUACUUUGUUUUAGAAGAUCAUUAUCACCCACCCUUAGUUUUUGAAAUUGUUUUAACUCCCAUUCUGAAUAAAGCCCGAUUCACACUUGUCAGACACGUACAGACAGACACCAUAUUGUUCCGCAAAAUAUUUUAAUAUGUGUUUAAAUAUAGGUAAUUCACAUUUAAACUUUAUGUCCGUUAAUAUACAUACCGAUCCAACAUUGUUGGUUCAACAUUCCGCUCGAGAAUGUUUCGUCGGAAUGGCCCGUGUUUGAACGGGUCGGAACACAUCUGACUGAUAAGUGUGAAUAAACAACAGACAAAUUUUAUCCGUGUCUGCCGUCAUUCCCUGGCACACCAUUCGGUAAACACUAUCAUAUUUUCUUACUAUUUAUUUAAAUUUUUAAAUUAAAUUAAUAUUUCCAUGAACUUAUAGUUAUUAAUUGAAAUUUUGACAUGCGGAAAUAUUUAAAAAACUUUUCUUUGUGGUCAGUUAACUUUUAUACAAAGUAACAAAUUCACCUUUGAUGUGCCGUUCUAACAAAAUUUCAUGAACCCAUGUUCUUCAUAUAUUUUUUGUUUCUCUUUCUCUAGAGCAAUAGCAAUCAUUGCCAAAUCGCAAACAUAUUUCAAAUAGUACAAGUUGUUGAAAACGAAAUGAUGUUGGAAUGAAAGUGUAAGUACAGUAUGUCUGUGGGAAUAGUAUGGUAGGGUGUCUGACAAGUGUAAAUCAAGCUUAAUUGCUUCUUUGAUUUUAACAGAGUUGAUUACUUAAAUAUUUAACAAUUCUUAUUAUCUUACAAUUUAUGUGAUACUAUUACCUCAUUAAAUGCAAAUGAGGUCACUAAUGUUUUGUAUAAUGCUCUUCACUUUUGUAUUAUUAGUUUUGUACCACAGAUUGAUUUCAAGAAGUCUAAAUUUUCCCAAUGAUUUUCUAGUGAUCUUAAUCAAAGAAAUCUUAUGAAAGCUACAUUAAACGAGUUAAACCAUCUUUUUGUAACAAUUCCAAAUCUUUUUGGGUUUUUGUGCGAAAAAAAUAAUAGUUAUCAACAUGCCAUCUAUUGUUAAACUGAAUGAUAUUUCCAGUAUUGAUAGAACUACUACAUGCGAGCACAUUCUCUACACAUUUUAGCUCAGAUUUUUCGCCUGAAGACAUCAAUGUUGAUUUCAGUAGUUCUGAUUAUUUGCCAUAUGAGCUUCCUUCUUGCAAUAUUAGUCUAAUUAAUGUUGAAUCUAGUUGGAUCAGAUGACCUUUCAGGUUCUUUUAUUUUUAAUCUUAGAUCUGUUUUGUGUUUUCUACUAUUAUUUUUAAAAAAUCGUUAUCUGAAGGUGUUCCCUGAUGGAUGGAAAAUUAGCUUGGUAACUCUGAUCUUUAAGUUUUUUUUUUUUUUUUUUUAUUUUUAAAAAGUAAUACACAAUCUGUAGAUUCAAUUUUUUAUAAUAAGCGUAUGGGCGAUAAGUUAUUUUAGCGUGAAUUGACCGAUAAAAGAAGCCACCUAGCGAUGACACUUAAUAGCUUGACUAGUUAUUAAUUAAUGGUUAAUACAGGUUGCCGAGGUCUCUGCACCAACGGCGAGCUAGUCGUCUAGGGGGAUUUCCAGGAAUAGUAUUUGAGUUGAGAUCUCUUAUAAGAGGAUUUGGGUGGUUGACUAGGCGGGAUCGGAAUCGUUUGUAAAAGAGAGAUGCAGUUUUGGAUAGGUUGGAUUGGAUAGGUGUUGAUGUAAAGAUCAGAGUGUAAUGUGUGAUUAGAGACAUAAUAGGGUGCGCCCGUUAUUAGGCGGAGCGAGGUAGACUGGAAUGCUUGGAUUUUGUUAAUGUUUGAUGGCUUGGCUGUUCCCCAUACUUGUAUACCGUGAAUAAAAUAAUAGAACCAAAUAAUACAAUUCUAGUAAAAAAAGAUAUGUAAUAGAAGAUACCAAACAUUAGGUUGUAUUGAAGGUUGAUCUGUUGAAAAGGUGAAUGUGCUAGAUGUAAUUAAAUAACUUUUUUAAGCAAAACAAGUCAAACGGCGCUGCUUUUCUACAAUUUAAUCUGUUUUCAAGCUGAUAUCAGUGUUGAAAGAAAAAUUAAUUAUGAUAUUAUUCUUCUUCUUCUUGUCGUGUUGAUCUUCAUAUUCCCUUCCCUUCCCAGUAAGCAGCAAUUUGUAUUUCCCAGUAAGCNGUUAAUAACAUUUUGUACAGGUUUAAUUUAUUUUUUAGAUUAAUUUUUGAAUUUUUAUUUAAUAAAAAAUAGAGGUUUCUGUGUCUUUGGUUGAGUAAUAGUCUCUUAAUUUUUAUAUGGUGGGCCCAGGUGAGUCGCUUGUCGAGAUACAUACCCAAGUACCGGGCAUUUGAAGUGAUCUUUAAGUCAGGUAACAUUAUUGAUUUCAUUAAUUUAAGGCCAACUUUCUGUUCCGGAUACUCUUUCCUUUCCUUAUUCCUUUUAGCCAAUGUAAUUAUUUGACUAAUCACUCUAUUGUCCAGAUGAUGAAACUGGCCAAUGGCGAUCCACUAUUUCUUAGUUUCUAGCGUAAAAUUAUUAUCUGUUUAAUCUUAAAUAUUGUAAACAUUUUUGUUAAUUAUUAUGUAAUUCUAUACAAUUUUAUUGGGCUCACCCCAUUUUAAAUAUAAAAUAAAUUAUUAGACAAUUUUCCUAUUAGGAAGUAUAUUAAUAAUUAAUUAUUUUAAAAUAUUUGGUUUUUCGUCUGCUAAUUUAAAUUAUAAAUAUUAUAUCCAAAAACUUAAAAAAAUAUUUAAAUAGGUUAUUAAGUGAAAGUGAUACUUAAAAUCCUAGUUAAAUAAUUUUUUUGUUAAUCAUGUAUUUUAUUAGUAAAAAUCAAAUUAUAAAAAUAUAAUGAUAUUUAGGUAUAGACAUUGAAUUGCCACAAGAACAGCGAUAUUCUUCAAUUAACAUGACAAAUUUGCAAAGUUCUGAUUUGAGUAAUAGGUACACCGUACCAUAUGCUACUCCAUUGUUAACAGAUACAGAUAACAAUUUAAAAGAAAAAAAAGAAAAUGAAGACCCCAGUGGAAAAAAGAGACCUAAAAAAUUUAAAAAUCCAUCUUGGAAUUGUAGUUACCAAUGCUUAAGGCAAUUGUAAGUCAAACACAAAUAUUUGUUAUUUAACUAGGAAUGUAGAAUUCUAUUUUUCUUAGCUAUUUAAUCAAAAUAAUUAAAAUGUGCUUAGUCAAAUAUUAAUAUUUCCAUUUAUUGAGAUGUUCCAUCUAAUCAACAUAUUAAUCUAGAGUAUUUUGAUUAUCCUAAGAAAGUCCAAAUUUGAUUUAACAAAAAGUUUAUAUAGUUCAAGGAAUUUACUUUAUUUUAAUAACAAUACAAUAUAUAUAUAUUAUAAUAAAUAAUAUUUAUUUUUUUUAGUUUAAGACGACCUGCUUUAGAAAAUGGUAAUACAACACUCAUAAUUGUAAUUAUUGUGUGUGUUUUUACCAUUGCUGUUUUGAUGGUAGUAAUAACUGAUUAUACAACUGCAGCUGUUGAACCUUUAAAUAAAAAUAGCAUUGAUUAUGGCGGUGAUGAUUCAGAUACUGCCACCAAUUUAAAUAGCUAUAAUAAUAUUUUGUAAUUUUUUAUAAUUAUCACAUUAAAAAUUUUGAAUAAUUGAUUUUGAUUAAGUUACAUUAAUUUAUUACUUAAUAUGUGUGUAUUGUAUAAUAUUUUAAUUAACUGCUCAUUAUUUCACAAUUUUUAUUAUAAUUACUUCCUAUAUUGUAUAUAAGAAAUUUAUUUAAGUUAUUUGUUUAUAUAAAAUUCAAUUGCUUAUUAAAAAUUAUUAAUAUCUAUAUAAUAUAUAAUAUAUAACUAUCUAUUUUAUUUGUAACAAAAAUAAAACUAAUUGGUGCUUAGUAUUAAUCACAGAUUGCUAUUAGUAGAUAAUAGCAAUAGUGAUUAGAUUUAUAGUAUAUAAUAGAUAGUGCAUGGGGCUGAAACAUGUCAAGAUGCAUAGUAUUGUAGUGUUAUAUAAAAUUAAUUAAGCUCAGCUGAUAUAUUAAAACCCUAUUUCUGGGUUUAUAAAUAUCUACUUUAUCAUUCCUUAAGUUAAGGCUGUAAAAAAAAAAAAAAAAUGUAUUUUGUGUUUUAUGUUACUUACCAUGUAUUAUAAUAUUACAUUCAUAUAUUACACACACAUAAUAUUCAGUUUAUAUUGUUUAUAAAUUAAAAAUAUUGUAUAAUAUUGAAAUUAUAUAUUUAUUGAUUAUUUUAUUAAUAUUACAUUAAUUUUCACAAAAUGGAGUUAUUCUGAUCUUUGUUAUUACAAUUAUAUAAAUUAUUUAGAAAACCUAGUAAUUCAAUCUGAUUGACAUGAAUGUAAUUAUUAUCUACCAAUGUUUUUAAUAAUGUAAAAUAAUGUAUGUUAUAUUAAUUUCCCAAUUAUAAGUAAAAAAUAUUAAAUACACUAAAUAAAAUAGAAUCAAAUAUUAUUGUGGUUAAAUAGAAUUGAAACAAUUGUUUACUAAUUUAAAUUUGUUUUUUGAGACUUCAAAGAUUAAAAUAUAAUCUUAAAAAUACCUUCCUG
Messenger RNA from Cinara cedri, 7158 nucleotides. Lineage: Eukaryota; Metazoa; Arthropoda; Insecta; Hemiptera; Aphididae. The record is from the annotation of a GenBank genome assembly.